Molecule: messenger RNA, 1305 nt
Organism: Vitis vinifera (wine grape)
Lineage: Eukaryota; Viridiplantae; Streptophyta; Magnoliopsida; Vitales; Vitaceae
Product: cytochrome b-c1 complex subunit Rieske-4, mitochondrial
Exons: 2
Coding region: 156-980 (274 amino acids)
Biological process (GO): mitochondrial electron transport, ubiquinol to cytochrome c
Cellular component (GO): membrane
Molecular function (GO): quinol-cytochrome-c reductase activity; 2 iron, 2 sulfur cluster binding
Source: RefSeq, a predicted model, not a curated record
AUUUUGUUGGACAGUGAAGGCGGUGAAACUCUCCACAUGGCAGUCCACUUUUUUGGUAGUUUUGGGUCCUCCGAUUUUGGAAGAGCUACGAUCCUCCCCCUUACAUACGGAGAAAUCAGAAGAAUUCUUUCUCUCCCUGAAAAAGAAAGACCAAAAUGUUGAGAGUUGCCAGCAGGAGGCUCUCUUCUCUGACAUCGUCCUCUUCAUUGUGGAGGCCAAACCAGGUGGCCUCCGCCGUCGUCACUUCCAAUCCGAUCAACCCUGAUGAGCAGCCGAAGCCCACCCGUUUCUCCGAUUCAUUUUCGUUCGCUUCCCAAUUUCAUCUUCCUUUUAGAGGUUUUGCUUCUGAGUCUCUCACCCCAAGGAAUGAAAGCGGCGUAAUUCCUGAUGCUCCGCCAACUGUGGCAGCUGUUAAGAACCCGACUCCGAAGAUAGUUUAUGAUGAGCACAACCAUGAGCGUUACCCUCCAGGUGAUCCCAGCAAGCGGGCAUUUGCCUAUUUUGUCCUGACCGGUGGUAGGUUUGUGUAUGCUUCAUUGAUUCGUCUCCUGAUUCUCAAGUUUGUGCUUAGUAUGUCAGCCAGUAAGGAUGUCCUUGCUAUGGCCUCUGUUGAGGUUGAUCUCUCCGGUAUUGAGUCUGGCAACACAGUGACUAUCAAGUGGCGUGGAAAGCCAGUUUUCAUCAGGCGCCGAACUGAGGAGGAUAUCAAGUCGGCAAACAGUGUGGACCUGGCAUCUCUUCGUGACCCACAGGAGGAUUCAGAAAGGGUCAAAAACCCAGAGUGGCUCAUUGUUGUCGGGGUUUGCACACAUCUGGGUUGCAUCCCCUUACCAAAUGCUGGUGAUUUUGGUGGGUGGUUUUGCCCCUGCCAUGGUUCCCAUUAUGAUGUCUCUGGCAGGAUUCGAAAGGGGCCAGCACCUUACAAUCUGGAGGUACCCACUUACUCUUUCCUGGAUGAGAACAAAUUACUUGUUGGUUAAGAAGCAAUGGGACCUCUUUAGGUCGAUAGUGGCUAUUCCACAUCUCAGUGUUUUUUUUCCUCAACCCAAAAAAAAAAAUAAAAUAAAAUAAAAAAAUCAAAGGAUGUUCAAAACUUGUUCCAAAUAUCUCUGUUUAUCUUUGUUUUCCACUCCAUCCCUUUUUGGCACUUGUAGUAUCGGUUAUGUAACUUAAGACAUUGUAACCCGCUGCCCCUGUUGGUGUUGAUCUGGAUUUCUGAAUAAGUUGCUUUGGUGUUUGUUCUUGAAUCUGACUGAUUCCAGGAGGCUGCUAAAAAUAUAUUCAAUAGUGUAUGUUAUGGUGUUA